Helianthus annuus (common sunflower) is the source of this 1472-nucleotide messenger RNA. RefSeq names its product pheromone-processing carboxypeptidase KEX1. The coding region runs from base 19 to 1173 and encodes 384 amino acids. NCBI's taxonomy places the organism in Eukaryota, Viridiplantae, Streptophyta, Magnoliopsida, Asterales, Asteraceae. The record is from RefSeq and is a predicted model, not a curated record. The transcript is spliced from 5 exons.
CCUGUACAAUCGAGGUAGAUGUAUCCAAUCGAAAGAUACCUUGGCCAUUUAAAAAAAUAUGUUAAAAACUUAGCUAAACCCGAAGGCUCGAUAGCAGAAGCUUAUGUUGUUGAAGAAGCUAUAACAUUUUGUUCACACUAUUUACGAGGUGUUGAAUCCAAGUUAGACAAACGUGACAGAAAUGAUGACAAAACCUCUAGUGAUGCUCAAAGUUGUGCGUUGGAUGUUUUUAGAUUGAAUGGUCGAGGUAUUGGGAAGAAAGAAGUACAUAUCCUUCCUAGUAAUCUUAUGAAAAAAGCAAUAUGGUUUAUCUUCAACAAUUGUCAAGAGGUUCAGCCGUACUUAGAAGAACACUUGCGGUUUUUACAAAUGCAACAUCCGGAAUCAUCAGAUUUUUACGAGAUGCAGCAAUCUACAUUCUCGACUUGGUUUGCAAAACGGAUUCAAGAGAUGUAUGCGCUAAAUCCAUCUCAAAUUAAUGAAGAGUUAUAUGCAUUGUCUUGCCUUCCUGAUAAUCGAGUAUCGUCACACAGGGGUUAUAUCGUGAACGGGGUAAAAUUUAUAGUUAAGUCAAACGAUGACGGUAGACAAACACAAAAUUGUGGAGUUACGGUACCGGGCGUUCAUAAUGAUAUCGAAGAUGACUAUUAUGGAUUUCUUGACGAAGUCAUUGAACUGUCAUUUAUAAGAGGUUAUCGUAUAAUAUUAUUCAAAUGCACAUGGUUUGAUACUGAUCGUCGAAGAAAGAACGUGAUAUUUGAACCUCAUUUUAUAAGCAUAGACACGUCUCGACAUGCUUACAAGGAGGAUCCUUUCAUCUGUGCAAACCAGGCUAAACAAGUGUUUUACAUAAAUGAUCCACUUAAACCAAAUUCACAAUGGAAAAUCAUUGAAAGAAUUACCCACAGACACUUGUGGGAUAUUCCAGAAGACAAGAAUGCAGAAGAUUUGUUAGAAGAUGUCAACCUUCACCGUAAAGAUGUUGAAGAAGAAAUUGUUGAAAACGUUGAUGUUGAUGGCACUAUAGAUGAUUUUAUCAAUGACAAGCUAGAUGAUUCUGAUCAUAGCAUGGAAGAUUUUGGUUCAAAGUCAAAUCUGGAUGAUUCAGACACAGACACUGAUAAACCCAAUGAUGAAAUGGAAAAUGAUGAGUCAGACGAUGAUGAUUGGUAAUGUUCAGUAUGUAACAUUUGUAAAAGUAGAAGUAUCAAGAAAGGAAUUACAUUGAAGGAAAAAGUAGAAGUAUCAAGAAAGGAAUUACAGAAGGAUGAAUUUGGAAGAAGCUUAUCUUAGAGGCUUGUGCUACGUGGACUUAUGAAGGUUGUUGAUAUGUUGUAGUAGGUUGAUUUGGAUGCUAAUGAUCUUAUUUUGUACUUUGUUGAACUUUGAACUUCUUUUAUAUUUUGUUAGAAUUGAUUUGGACAUAUAAUGUAUUAUGUUAAACGUAAUAUGUUUUUAAAAUUAUUCAAUAA